Molecule: messenger RNA, 971 nt
Organism: Anopheles darlingi
Lineage: Eukaryota; Metazoa; Arthropoda; Insecta; Diptera; Culicidae
Gene: Pex2
Product: peroxisome biogenesis factor 2
Exons: 3
Coding region: 39-887 (282 amino acids)
Biological process (GO): protein import into peroxisome matrix
Cellular component (GO): peroxisomal membrane
Molecular function (GO): zinc ion binding
Source: RefSeq, a predicted model, not a curated record
CAUCGAUCAACACAGCAAAACAUUAAAAACAAAGUAAAAUGGAAAAACCAGGAAAAAUGAAAACUUAUUUCGUCCCUCGAGUGAACCAGCUGGAUUCGAUACAACUCGACAAUGAAUUCACAAACAUGCUCCGGAACCAGAUUCAAAACAUACUGCAAUGCUUACCGCCCGGCUUGCUGAGCCACGUACAGCCCGAGAUUAACCUCUUGCUAAGCUCCACUCUUUGGAACUAUUCUAUACGCAAAUCGUAUGCCACCUUCGGUCAACAGAUGCUUUCCAUCACGUACGAACGGGAGCAGUUGCCACCGAUAAAGCUGGCGUUUCACUACCUCCUGACCAACCUGCUACCGUACGUGAAAGAAUGCGCCCAAUUUCGAUUGACGGGCUGGCCGUUGGUGCAACGCGUUAUUCAAGUGAUCGAGAACAUGCUGGUUCUGUUUAAUUUAGUAAACUUUUUCAAGUUUCUUAAGACGGGUAACAGACCAUCGCUGGUGGACUGUGUGCUGCGGAUAAGUCACCGAUCACUCGAUGGGGCCAAGCGACGCACUAUCGGCUACUCGUACAUGACUCGCGAGCUCAUUUGGGCCGGUUUUAUGGAAUUCCUAGGCUUCACCAUUCCAUUCAUCAACUACCACUCGCUGAAGCGAAAGCUCCGCAAUGCGCUGCGACUGGAUACGAAAUCUGUGCAGCCGAUCGAACGGAUCGAACUGUCCACGGAAAGUAGAUGCGCGUUUUGCAAUGAGAGAGUGAUUCUGCCGCAUUUCAUGGGCUGCAGUCAUGUGUUUUGUUACUAUUGUCUGAAGGGCAAUCAAAUGGCCGAUGCUGGCUAUCAGUGUAAUGUUUGUGAUUACCAAAGUGAUAGUUUUAUGAAAGUUACAGCUUCAUGAGCCCUGUACGGAGGGGGUUUGUUAACAAUUGGAUGGUUAGUGGGUAUGCGGGUUAUUAGACAAAUAUAGGAAACUGUACAAUUA